Durusdinium trenchii is the source of this 2301-nucleotide messenger RNA. The record is from the annotation of a GenBank genome assembly. Lineage: Eukaryota; Dinophyceae; Suessiales; Symbiodiniaceae.
AUGCGCGCAAAGGAGCGCCGUGCGCAUGUCACACUGGCCGCAGUGAGUUUUUCCGCCUGCGCUUUACUUCUGGGGUCUCCUUCCUUUACGACGCCCCACGCCUCAGACCUGCAGAGACAACCCGGAGGGGUGCGUCGAAGCUUUUUUGGAAGACGGGCAGAUGGGUCCGUCCGGAGGGACGAGAAAGACGAGAAGGAUGCUUGGAAGAACUUGAUUGCUGCAUGUGGUGCCUCAUUGCUGCUGGUGGCCUGCUCUUUUCCGGGCCUUGCUAGUGCCAGGGAUGGGCGCUUAUCACCGCCGACAUGUGUGGCGAUCAUAGAUGCAGCGACCAACUGUCCAGCUCGCCCUGCGGUUGGCGCCAAGAAGAACGCUGAGGUCCAAUUGAAAGCAGCUGAGGAGCGCCUGGCAGCUGCUGAAAAGCAGGCUGGCCAGACCAUUGAGCCUGGACAGUCUCAAGGAGGUGAGCCGGAGAUGGUGGAUUUCUGGAAGAAUGAAUUGGCACGUUUGGAGUUGAAUCGCACUUACAUGGCCGAGUUGCAAGAGAAGAUGAAGAGCCCAGAGGCACGCUUGGUCUCCCAACUUGCGAUUGAAACCUCCGAGGUGUCGAAGGAAGAGAAGUUUUGGUGCGAGGCGCUGGGCAUGCAGCGGUACAAGUCGCUUCCAGAUGGGGCGGUGCUGGUUGGGUUUGGUCCACCCAGUCUUGGAGGUGAAGAGGGUGCAUACUUUGCGAUCAAAAUAUCGCCAAGUGAUGCCCCAACCUCAGUCCAGGCAUCUGGCACAAACAAAGCUCGACUGAGCUUUGUGCAAUUGACCACCCCUGCUUUGAUACGAAUCUCUCGAGUCGUAUCUAGUGGGGGUGCAGUAGUUGAUGGUUAUGGCUACUACGGUGUGCAGUCCCCGGCAGGAGUUCAAGUGAGAGCAUAUGUGGAGGACCGCAGAGAUCCAAUUGAACUGGUUGCCUUAGCCGUUGAACCUAACAAGUUUGAGGAGACACGUGACUUUCUGAAGAAGCUUGGGCUUGAAGAACGAGGGCCAUACAAGCUUGUGUCCCCAGAGAUGCAAGCCUACAUGCCUCCGUUGCCUGAGGGCAAUCUUCUUUUCGGCAGUGGUGAUCCCAAAUUGAACGUCCAGGUCCUGCUACUUCCUGAAAUCCAACAACAGAAAGAAAGUGGCAACCUUUUGCAGGGCCUUGGACGUGGACCUACCUUGCUCAUCAAUGAAGAUAGCUCCUGGGGCGUUGGGCUCUUAGACGAGACCGAGAGGUUGGGCGAGUUCAAGCGCUUUCAGACCCCAGUGAUGUGGAAUGUCGGUGUGAAUCCGCAAUUCGAGUAUCAGGGUGUCCUGACCUAUGCAGAUGAGGAGGAUGUGAUGGACUACGACAAGUUCUCUGCGGAUGAUUUGUGUGGCAGCUGCACCGUCAAGGUCUCUGACUUGUCGCUGGGCCUUACGUAUGAUGGUUGGUAUGGCAAGGUGGACCUGAUGAGGCCAAAGCGAAGCUUGGGAGUCAAGUACGAUUAUGAGAAGAUCAGUGCCCUUACAAAGAAGCCUAAGGAGAAAAGUUGGCCGGACCAGGAACUCACGAACUUCCGCAUCUUCGGCGGGUACCAGCGAGGAGGUGCAAAUGAGAAGAUCGUGCUUUUGAAGGCUGGACCUGGACAGCAGGAACAGAUUGCAGCUUCAAUCAUAGACGAGCUGUGGGCCCAAAGCCACGGCUUAGAGACGCUUGUGAAGAAAAGCCAGAAGGAGAAACAGUUUUUGCAGUCCUGCCGUCUUUCGACGCUGGACAAGCAGGUGACCAUCAAGGGCAUCAUCAAGUCGCUCAUCGAACGCUGGGAGACGGAAGACCAAACCGAAAACUUCCGCAAAGGUGUCUUCCAGACGAAGGUCGUGGAGGCGGUAGACCCCAGCAGGUUCCGCGUCGCGUACCGCGGCGCCAAGGCACUGGUGACCGUGCGGAAUGCCCUCAACCUGAGCGGCGGUGGAUGGUUCGACAAGCUGGAUCCAUAUGCCAUCUUGAGGUUUCGAGGCAGCAAAGCUGAGUUUAGAACGAGUGUUCUUCAAGAUGCUGGCGGCGAUCCCAUUUGGAAUUGCGAAGGCUAUCUGCCAUACAGCGGGGAAGUGGCCUUGGAAAUCUCAGUUUGGGACUAUGACCAUUACAGCUCGGACGACCUGAUCGGAACCGGCGUCGUGCAGGUGGAACAGUUCUGCAAUGGCUUUGAGGGAAUGGUUCCAUUGAGCAGCACGGCUGAAAAUGGAGCACGUUCAGAGUUUAGAAGAAUUAACAAUCAGCUCUUGAUUUAG